Molecule: messenger RNA, 3381 nt
Organism: Hyaloscypha bicolor E
Lineage: Eukaryota; Fungi; Ascomycota; Leotiomycetes; Helotiales; Hyaloscyphaceae
Product: putative 26S proteasome regulatory subunit rpn2
Exons: 4
Coding region: 1-3381 (1126 amino acids)
Biological process (GO): proteasome-mediated ubiquitin-dependent protein catabolic process; regulation of protein catabolic process
Cellular component (GO): nucleus; proteasome regulatory particle, base subcomplex; proteasome storage granule
Molecular function (GO): enzyme regulator activity
Source: RefSeq, a predicted model, not a curated record
AUGCCCGGCUUGACCUCUGCAUCCGGAGUGCUGGGCUUCCUCUCCGACGAGGAGCCCGAGCUCAAGGUCUUUGCCUUGCAAACCUUGAACGAUGAUAUCGACACUCUCUGGACGGAGGUGGCGGGUUCUAUAGGUCAAAUUGAGGCACUCUACGAAGAUGAGUCCUUCCCCGAACGACAACUGGCAUCUCUGGUCCUGGCAAAGGUCUACUAUCACCUGUCUGCAUACAAUGAGAGUAUGACGUUUGCUCUUGGUGCUGGUGAUCUUUUCAAGCUCGACAACGAAGGCGAAUUCGAAGAAACCAUCAUCUCGAGAUGCGUCGACACUUACAUCAGUGUAUCAGCUGCCCGUCACAUCGCGCCGAAGGAGACUGCAAAGCCCGGAUCGCUGCCUACUCUCGAGACCUCCUUUGCGAACGGCUCGGAGGAUGCCAGCGCGGCCGCAGCCCUCUCACCAACGACACCCUUCUCUCAAUCAACCCUACCUUCGAAGUCUCUCCUUUCACGACCAUCCAUCGAAAAUGUGGCAGAAGUAUCAGGCCCGGAAGGAAAAUCAACGGCGACCGUAAUUCCAGACGAUGCUACACAAGCCGCGUUACAAAGAGUCAUCGAGAGAUUGUUCGAGAGUUGUUUGCAGGAAGGCAGAUACAGACAAGUUGUUGGGAUUGCUGUGGAGGCACAGAAUCUCGAGGUUCUGCGUAGAGUGAUCAAGCGUGCAAGCGACGAUGAGAAGAAGUCAAGAGGGAAGCAGGUUGAGGCUGAAGGAACACCCGGACCCACUGAAGAGCUGAUGGAGUACGUGCUUGAUAUUUGCAUGGGCGUUGUGCAAGAGAGAAGCCUACGAACAGAGAUCUUAAGGUUGAUUCUCGAUCUGCUGAACGAAAUCCCAACGCCGGAUUACUUUUCUAUCGCCAAGUGCGUUGUGUAUCUGAAUCAGGAUGAAGAGGCUUCGACAAUGCUGAAGAAGUUGGUGGCAAACGGUGACCAAACUUCCACGGCAAUUGCAUACCAAAUAGCAUUCGAUUUGUAUGACAAUGGCACUCAGGAAUUCCUUGCCAAGGUUAUUAAAUCACUGCCAGUGAAGGUUGCGGAGGCUCUAGCAGACGAAGAAAAUCCCACCGAAAAUGACCAGCUCCUUGGUGAGCUGAACGAACGUGCUGGCGCCCCUGCUCCAGAACAAGAGAAGCUUUCUGAUAAGGAGUACGAAAUGUUCGACCGAAUACGCCAGAUUCUUGACGGCAGUGAGACGAUCAAGUUAAACCUUGAAUUCCUCUACCGAAACAACCACACCGAUCUGAGCAUUCUCAACAAGGUUCGGGACAGUCUUGAAGGGCGAAAUUCGAUAUUUCACACGGCAGUCACCUUUUGCAAUGCGUUUAUGAAUCAGGGAACAACGAAUGAUAAGUUCUUCCGUGAUAAUUUGGAAUGGCUUGGGAAGGCUGUGAAUUGGUCCAAGUUUUCUGCAACUGCUGCUCUUGGUGUCAUCCACCGUGGAAACUUGUCACAAUGUCGCAAGUUACUCGAACCUUACCUUCCUCGUAGGACUUCGUUGGGUGGCUCCAUUUUCAGCCAAGGCGGAGCUCUGUAUGCCUAUGGGUUGAUCUAUGCCAACCACGGUGCUGAAGCCCUCGAUUAUCUGAAAGACCAAUUCAAAGAGGCUCAGGAAGAAGUCAUUCAGCAUGGUGGUGCACUGGGCCUUGGUAUCGCAGGGAUGGCAACUGGGUCUGAGGAGAUUUAUGACAGCCUCAAGGGCGUCCUUUACACGGACUCCGCGCUCAACGGUGAAGCUGUUGGACUCGCGAUGGGUCUCAUUAUGUUGGGCACUGGCAACGUCAAGGCGUUGGAGGAUAUGAUCACUUAUGCUCACGAAACCCAGCACGAGAAGAUUGUCCGAGGCCUUGCUAUCGGCAUGGCAUUGAUCAUGUAUGGCCGUCAAGAAGGUGCCGAUGUACUCAUCAAAGGUCUGCUGAACGAUCCGGACCCAACUCUUCGAUAUGGAGGUAUCAUGACCGUUGCUCUGGCAUAUUGUGGUACUGGUAGCAACAAGGCUGUCCGACAGCUUCUUCACGUGGCUGUCAGCGACGUCAAUGACGAUGUCCGAAGAAUUGCAGUCAUGAGUCUGGGAUUCAUCCUUUUCCGAAAGCCUGGAAGCGUACCUCGUAUGGUUGAGCUCCUGUCGGAGUCCUACAACCCACAUGUACGAUACGGCGCGGCUAUGGCUUUGGGUAUUUCUUGCGCAGGCACUGGUUUGGAUGAAGCCAUCGAUCUUUUGGAGCCCAUGAUUAAGGAUCCUACCGACUUUGUCCGACAAGGUGCACUUAUUUCUCUUGCUAUGAUCAUGGUCCAACAGAACGAGGUGAUGAAUCCGAAGGUCGCAUCAAUCCGAAAGACGCUCAAGAAGAUUGUCGGAGAUCGCCAUGAGGAUGCGAUGACCAAGUUCGGUUGUGCUUUGGCGCUGGGUAUUAUCGAUGCCGGUGGGCGAAACUGCACUAUCGGACUUCAGACUCAAACUGGCAACCUCAACAUGGCUGGUAUCGUCGGAAUGGCCGUCUUCACUCAAUACUGGUAUUGGUUCCCUUUCACCCACUUCUUGUCCUUGAGUUUCACGCCUACAUCGAUGAUCGGGCUCGACCAUGAUCUCGAGAUUCCAAGCUUCAAGUUCCACAGUGCUACUCGGCCCAGUCUUUUCGAUUAUCCUCCAGAGCAGGAGGUGAAAACUGAUGAAGCUCCUACGCUUAUUGCAACCGCUGUUCUCUCGACUACUGCUCAAGCCAAACGAAGAGCUCAGAAGAAGGAACGUGCCCAACGACGUGAGAGUAUGGACAUUGAUCAGGCUCCAACGACACCAAAGAUCACUGCGCCAGCAGCUGAUAAGAUGGAUGUUGAUGAGGAGAACAAGGACAAGGACGCUAAGUCUGACGAAAAGAAGGAUGAGGCUGACAAGGAAAAUGCUUCGCCUGCUGAAAUCGCCAAGAAGAAGCUCGAGAAGGAGAAGGUUGGUUAUGAUAUUGAGAACAUGUCCCGAGUUGUGCCGGCUCAGCUCAAGUUCAUCAGUUUCCCAGCUGGCCGUUAUAAGCCAGUCAAGAAGCCAACCGGCGGCGUGAUUCUGCUCGUUGACACCCAACCUGGGGAAGAAAAGAUCUUGAUUGAGGAGAAGCUGAAGAAGGCAUCGAUUGAAAAGGCGGCCGCACCCACAACUCUCGAAGAUAUGCGUAACGAGUCUUUCAACUUGCGUCGUCAAGCAGAAGGCGAGACGUCUGGAGCGGGAGCCGCGGCUGCCGCUGGUGUGUUGACGGCCGUUGACGAGGAUGAGGAAAGUGGAGAGGAAGCGGAGUGCCCACGGGGCUUUGAUUACUUCUCGGAUGGCGAGGAGGAGUCUUAG